AUGAGCCGCAAGUCAAAAGUGAAGUCUGAGGGUGUGAGGAGCUGCCUGAUGAGCGCACAGGAGAACGAGAGGCUGGAGGAGCUGCUGGGAAGGAGGUGUGCUUCCAUAGCGACCGCAGUGGCGCAGCUCUUCAUGGCGCUGCCGCACAGCCCCACGGCCUGGAGCCUGCAGCACAGCGGAGCGCUCUGCUUCGUCAAAGACAACCCCCAGCGCUCAUACUUCAUCCGUAUGUUCGACAUGAAGAUGGGGAAAAUGGUUUGGGAGCAGGAACUCUACGACCAGAUCGAGUACUCAUCACCUCAGUCUUUCUUUCAUACGUUUGCUGCAGACGACUGUCAGGUUGGUUUAAAUUUUGCAGAUCAACAGGAAGCAGAGGCUUUUCAAAACGCUGUCACAGAUAAAAUUAACCAGAGAAACAACAGACAAGAUAAGAAACAGCGCCCUCCUCAGUCCAGUGCAGACAGGACUCUUCCUCCUGUGCCAAAUGACAAAGGGCUCCACAUGACCACAGUGGACAUCCAGAACCCAGACAUCCAGUCGUCUCGCUACCGUUCCAUCUCGUCCCCCAUCUCGUCCCUGUCCAAGGGCAAGAGGGACAAAAAGAGCAAAAAGAAAGGACCAAAGCUGUCCAAGGCAGACAUCGGCGCUCCAAGUGGAUUCAAGCACGUGAGUCACGUGGGCUGGGACCCAAACAACCUGGACCCAGACCUGGUGAAGCUGCUGUCCCAGGCCGGGAUCCAGGAGGCUGACAUGAAAGACGAGCACACGUCUCAGCUCAUCUAUGACGUCAUCGAGCAGUCGGGUGGACUGGAGGCCGUCAAGAGAGAGAUCAACAAAGGUAGUGGCCCUCCGCCUCCUCCCACCGGCCGACAGGGACCCCUCCCCCCCAUCCCUCCCUCAGGUGCGCCGGCUCCGCCCCCUUCUCGCGGCCGCUCUGGACCCCUGCCGCUGCUCCCUGGACAGUCCAGAGGCAGCGUGUCCCCUCUGCCGCCUACUCCCCAUCACAGCCGCGGCCCUGUACCUCCUCCUCCACAGCCGCACCACCCCCCAGCCCGUGCCGCUGUCCCCCGUCCUCCCCCUCCCUCCAGUAGACUGCAAAGUCCCCCUCCACCUCCUCCUCCCUCUAGCAGUCGCCCUCUCGGGGUUCCCUCUGUCCCCCACACAGCUGCCGGACCUCCUCCUCCUCCUCCGCCUCCUCCUCCGCCUCCCAUGUUGCCCUGUUCCCUGGAUGGACCGCCUCCUCCGCCCCUGCCCUGUGGAGGUGCCCCUAAACCGGCCCAUACCUCCUCCUGCAGCGGGGACAGCAGAGGAGCGCUGUUGGACCAGAUCAGAGGCGGGAAGAAGCUCAGAAAUGUGACAGAUAUAGACCAAGCUCCGCCCACGCCGCCUGAGUCAGGGGAGGGCAUCGUGGGGGCUCUGAUGAUGGCCAUGCAGAAGAGGAGCAAAGUCAUCCACUCUUCAGAUGAAAGUGAAGAUAUUGCAGACGAAGAUGACGAUGAUGACGAAUGGGACGAGUGA
This is a messenger RNA of Knipowitschia caucasica, 1518 nucleotides long. The record is from the annotation of a GenBank genome assembly. Lineage: Eukaryota; Metazoa; Chordata; Actinopteri; Gobiiformes; Gobiidae.